UCCUGCAGAUUUGUGAUGGAUAGGAUAAGUCAGCUACCUGAACAUCUUCUUUUGAAGAUUUUGUCGUUGCUGCCUAGUACCAAAGAUGUUGUGGCCACAAUGGUUUUGUCCAAACGGUGGCAGUUUCUAUGGACGCUUGUGCCAAGACUAAUAUACGAUGAUGGCAAUAAUAACAUCACGAAAGAAAGUUUCUCGAGGUUUGUAGACAGAUCUUUGCUUUUGCACGUGGCGCCUGUUCUAGAAUCUUUACAGCUCAAGCUUGGUGAAAAGUCUAGUGAUGUUAAUAUUGGAGUAUGGGCUAGAACUAUAGCUAGACGCCAUGUCCGUGAGCUGGUCAUCGAGAUCGAUAGAACUUCUUGUACAACUCCAGCCAUCAUUCCUAAGAGUUUGUACACCUUAUCCGGAAUGCUUGUGACUUUGAAACUUAAAAGCAUGGUUCUUGUUGAUGAUGUUGCUUCACCGGUGUCUUUCUCAUCUCUCAAGAUAUUGAGUCUUGAUAACAUCAAAUACCCAGGUGGUGAUGAAUCUGUCAACAGGCUUUUAACUAAUUGUCCUGUUCUUGAAGACUUGUUUGUGAACCGAUGUCCUGAUGGUGAUAACGUUACCGUUUUCACCGUUAGAGUGCCUUCUCUAAAGAUAUUAACUAUGUGUAACAAACAAAAAACUAGCAAUGAUGCAGAAAGGGUUGUGAUAGAUACUCCUUCUUUGGAGACGUUGACUUUCGAUGAUUUUACUGGCUGUGUCUUUGAGACUGAAAUGCCUAACAUUGUAAAGGCAGAUAUUGACAUUAUGUAUAGUCACUCUGAGAAGAUUCUGUGUUCUAUCACUCCAGUCAAGGAUCUCCUUUUAUGUUUAUCAUCCUCAAAGGAUACAAAUCCUGGUGGGUGUGCCUUCCACCGUCUGGUAGAUUUUACACUAUGCAGAUGUGACAAGCAGUGGUUGAACAUACUUAUGUGUGUGCUUAGAGGUUCACCUAAAUUACGAGGUCUCAAACUUGAUCAGUACCAUGGCUCUCAGGCUAAUCAACCGAGCCCAUGUUGGAGUGAACCGAGCUUAGUUCCCGAAUGUUUGUUAUCGAGUCUUGAAACUCUCGAAUGGGCAGAUUAUGAAGGAACAAAAGAAGAGAAAGAAGUGGUGGAAUAUAUCUUAAGAAACGGUAGCUGUUUGAAAAGGGUGACUAUCUCCUCCAAACCCACUGACCCAGAAGAGAAACUUGAGAUGAUUAAGGAGUUGGCAUUGUCGUUCAGGCGUUCACCUAUCUGCCAGCUUGUAUUCAACUGAAGCUAAAGUCAGACAUGUCAAGUUACAUCGUGUUUGGUCUGAAUCCUAGAUAACCUAUUAUAACGUUUUAUGUUUUCUCUCGCUUGUUUUGAGAGUUUAGGAUCUAUAACUCCUAUUUCCUUUGAAAACUGGAAAUUUUAGGCCUUAGACUAGUAGUCUUUCUCCGUCUUAGAGUCAAUUAAGCUAAUUUGGCUAAGGCAUAUGCAUAGUAAGUGCGAACAUGAACAUUAGAUA
Molecule: messenger RNA, 1515 nt
Organism: Raphanus sativus (radish)
Lineage: Eukaryota; Viridiplantae; Streptophyta; Magnoliopsida; Brassicales; Brassicaceae
Product: probable FBD-associated F-box protein At1g32375
Exons: 3
Coding region: 16-1281 (421 amino acids)
Molecular function (GO): protein binding
Source: RefSeq, a predicted model, not a curated record